Messenger RNA from Cyphellophora attinorum, 1857 nucleotides. RefSeq names its product Presenilins-associated rhomboid-like protein, mitochondrial. NCBI's taxonomy places the organism in Eukaryota, Fungi, Ascomycota, Eurotiomycetes, Chaetothyriales, Cyphellophoraceae. Gene Ontology annotation, molecular function: serine-type endopeptidase activity. The record is from RefSeq and is a predicted model, not a curated record. The transcript has a single exon. The coding region runs from base 1 to 1857 and encodes 618 amino acids. Gene Ontology annotation, cellular component: membrane.
AUGAACAAUGUGGUAUCGGUAGCGUCUCAGCUGCUUGCUAGGCCUGUCCUAUCCUGUGCGAGAUGGCCUGCGCCAGGUCACUUGCUCGGCCUAGCCAGGCAGGUCUCGAGGUCGAGUGUUUCUACUAGACGCAAGCAGGCUCUCUCAGCAGUACGCCUUCCUAAACCUCCACGGAUACAGCAACGAUCCUUCUGUCAAUGCCACCGAUCACAAUUCCAGGCAACCUCGAUCGCGGCCGCGAUUCGGGCAAGGAAUCCUCAGAAAGAAAAGACCGAGGAGCCGGAAGAGAAAGGGCUCGCUUUCAGGUCUUCGGACCUAACCUCGCGAGAGCUUAGCGAUGUAUUUGGCCCGCAAUAUCCCAAGGUCCAAGUCGCCAACCGACUGCUGCGCGUUCUGCAAGGUCGUCGCAAUGACGGCACCCUAGACCUGCCACUGCCUCCCGAUCUGCAGGCGGUGACCAGUGCAUUUCCUUACGUGUUUGAUUCUGGACUCCAGUGGCUGAGAAUCAACUAUCCCAUCGACGAAGAUGCUGCCAUAGUUGCCCGUCUGGAGCGAGAAGAGCUUGGGCAAGACUAUUCACCGUCAGAGCUAACGCAGCGCGGUCAGGAUAUUGGUCUGUAUGGCCCUCAGAGCGGCUACUACCAUGCGCCGCUGUCAGAAUCUGAUCGUGAAGGCGAUGUAUGGGGAAAGAGCGAGCUCGAGCAAAUUCGGGCCGAGAACGAGGCCAAGGCUGCCCGGGAAGAGGAAGAAUUACAAGCAGAGAUCGACCAGAAGAUGGCAGAAGAACAGCUCAGGCUAGAUGAGGUCAAGAAAGAGAAGCUGAAAUUUCAGGAAGCACAAAAGCAACAGGCCGACAGCAAGUACGUUGCCGCUCUGCCCGAGUCAGCCCUGUCUACAGACGUCAAACCUCUGCGGCCACCGAACGAGUACGAGAAAUGGAUCAUCCGACACAAGAAGGAAGCAACCAGCAACAUGGAACUAGAGUCACCGGAAGUGGCCGAGCUCAGUACAGCGCGUCGUCUGCUUCCGUCCGCUUUCUUCGUUGCGCUUAUCUGUAUCGGCUGCUACCUAUAUGCGCAGUACUGGACACCUCCUCGCCGCGCCAAUCGAGUCUGGCCUGAUGUGCCACUGACAUACGCCACAAUCGGUGCGCUAUUUCUCAUGAACCUCGCAGUCCUAGCAGCAUGGCGCUUUCCGCCCCUGUGGAAGACGCUGAACAAAUACUUCAUCAUGACGCCCGGAUACCCACGUGUGCUGAGCAUGAUUGGCUGCACCUUCAGCCAUCAAUCGCCACUACAUUUCCUGAACAAUAUGGCCGGUCUUGCAAUCAUCGGCACAGCAUUGCAUGAAGAGGUCGGACGAGGCAACUUCCUCGCCAUAUACCUCGCAGGCGGCGCGAUUGCGAGUCUCGGCAGCUUCGCUCACUAUGCUCGGUGCGGGAUCUUCAUCACCAGCAGUCUCGGCGCCAGCGGCAGUGUUUGCGCGGUCGUUGCCGCGCUUUUGUGGCUGAAUGCUGACAAGAAGUUCACGAUCAUCUUUGCACCAGAUGCAUGGAAAGACUGGCUAUCCGCCGACGGCCGGACGCUUACUGCAGCUAUAGUAAUGUGGGAAAUCGGCUCGAUGGUUUUCAAGAAAGCAAGCAAAUUUGAUCAUGUUGGUCAUCUAUGGGGCAUGCUCGCUGGUCUUGUGAUAGCGCAAGCAAUGCGGAGGACGCGAAUGAAGGAUGAGCAGCACUCGGCAUCGAAGGGGUAUGUCGGGGUCGGGGGCCUCUACCACGAGUUGAGAAACCGUAUCCUGGUGCCUGAGUCAAAGAGGAAAGGAGAGACUGGGGGCGGGCGCGACAUGGGUGCUGAUUAG